Messenger RNA from Megalops cyprinoides (Indo-Pacific tarpon), 2823 nucleotides. RefSeq names its product acyl-CoA dehydrogenase family member 11-like. Gene Ontology annotation, molecular function: acyl-CoA dehydrogenase activity. NCBI's taxonomy places the organism in Eukaryota, Metazoa, Chordata, Actinopteri, Elopiformes, Megalopidae. The transcript has 14 exons. The record is from RefSeq and is a predicted model, not a curated record. The coding region runs from base 301 to 2208 and encodes 635 amino acids.
UGUUGUUUGUUGGUUUGACGCUAAGGCGUCCUAGAUCGACGAACUUUGGCAUACUUUUUAUUGAUCACAAGUUGAUGUUUAGAGCAUGCACCGUAAUUAACAAGUUAACGUGAGCUAUGAGGAAUCCGCAUAUUUCAAAUAUGAAAGUUACAUACACGGGUCACUGGUAACUUCGCUGGCUUGCAGAAAGUCUCUCCCAACUAAUUUUAUUACUGAACGUUUUCUCCUGUGCUGGUGUUUCUUCUUCCAAACUUUACAGUGCUCACUAAUAUAGAGGUCAAGCUAUCAGAAUCGUCUACCAUGGCAGUGCAUAUACUGAUCUAUCCACGGUUGGCAGCGGGUGUCAAAGGCAGAGUAUUUCGUGGACUCAGUCGCUUUCUGUCCAGCAGUAAUGUCCAAGGUCGAGCGGAGCCUCCUGAGGAGCUAGGAGAUUCCGUGGAACAGCCGAUCUUCUCGCGUUCUUCCAUUGGUACCUUUUUUCAGGAGAGACCAGUUCUCAACAACCCAUUUCUUGAGGACGCCUUACUUCAAAAAUACCUCAGUAGACACCUCCCAACACAGGCACUGGGGAACGUUGGGGCAGAUCUAGCCAAGUUUGGAGAGAGGAUUGUAAGAGAGAUUGAUGCUCUGGGGCGUCAAUGUGAUGAGAACCCUCCUCGCUUGCAACACUAUGAUGCUUGGGGCUGCCGUGUGGACAACAUCCUCACCUGCCCGGCCUGGGCACGCAUGAAGGAGAUAUCUGCCGAGGAAGGGCUUGUGGCAGCUGGUUAUGAGAGAAUAUAUGGCGAGUGGAGCCGAGUUUACCAAAUGUCCAAACUGUAUCUCUACUCCCCUUCCGCUGGACUGUAUACCUGUCCACUGGCAAUGACUGAUGGGGCAGCUAAAGUUAUUGAGUCCUUAGGGGUGACAUGGCCUGUAGAGAAGGCUUACAGACGUUUAACUUCUCGGGAUCCACAGCAGUUCUGGACUUCGGGGCAAUGGAUGACAGAGCGGAAGGGGGGAUCAGAUGUUGCUAGUGGGACAGAGACUCUUGCCUUAUCCCAGGCUGAUGGCACUUAUAAACUUCAUGGCUUCAAGUGGUUCACCUCUGCCACGGAUUCAGACAUGACGCUCACGCUGGGGAGGGUGGUGGAUGUACAUGGACUCACAACAAAGGGCAGCAAAGGGCUGUCUCUGUUUUAUGCAGAGAUUCGAGACCAGCAGGGGAGGCUGAAUGGAAUUGAGGUCCAGCGGCUGAAGGACAAGUUGGGGACCCGGCAGGUGCCCACUGCGGAGCUGCUGUUAGACGGCCUCCCAGCGCACAGAAUCUCAGAUGAGGGGAGGGGUGUGGCCUCUAUUGCUAACAUGCUGACAAUCACCCGCAUCCACAACACAGUUGCUGCAGUGGCUGUUAUGAGGAGAAUCAUUCAGCUGGCCCGGGAGUAUGCUACAAAGCGCUUUGUCUUUGGAAAGUUCCUGAAGGAGCAUCCCCUUCAUGUGCAAACCAUGGCUAGAAUGGAGGUGGAGACCCGUGGUGCCUUCCUACUGCUGAUGAAGGUCUGUCAGCUCCUGGGCAGAGAGGAAACUGGCUUGGCCUCUAACAUAGACCUCCAUCUGCUCCGCCUCCUCACUCCUGUAGCCAAGCUCUACACUGGGAAACAGGCUGUUGCCAUAGUGUCAGAGGGUCUUGAGUGUUUUGGGGGCCAGGGCUAUAUGGAGGAUACAGGGUUACCCAGAAUGCUGCGGGAUGCACAGGUGCUGAGUAUAUGGGAAGGAACCACAAACAUCCUGUCACUGGAUGUGCUUCGCUGUUUAGCUAAAAGCCGUGGACAGACGCUGGAAGCGCUUUUCACUGAUGUCAAGGCCAAGCUCACGGCAGCCUCUGGAAACCAGGCUCUUGUUCCGUCAGUGACUGUUGUAGACAGUGCCCUCUGCAGGCUGGGGCAGUUUGUGCAGGCUGCAGUCCGCAGGCCCCCCAGUUACAUGGAGUUAGCAGCUCGAGACCUGGCAUACAGCCUGGCACGCAUCUACAUAGGGGCCCUUCUAAUAGAUCAUGCUGCAUGGGAGGGGGCAUCUCAUGCAGACAUUUAUGCGGCUCAAAGGUGGUGUGAACAGGACUUGUGCCCAGUGUUCACCAAGGAUGUCAGCAGUUGGUACAACCUUGAAACCCCAGACAAAGAUGCAGCACUGGUGUAUGAAGGGAGCCCACUGGUUCCUCAGAGUGCAUAACCAGGUUCAGCCAGUACCAGUGGUGGAAUUGGUCAGAUAGCUUACCUUUGACUGAUGAUUAUUCAUGUUGUGAGGGAAAUGUCUUUUUUUCCAUCAUCUGUGAAAGUUCAUUGACUUCAUGUUCUUGCUGUGGCCAUUUGAUUUAAUAAUACACUACCACAGAUUGAGAUUUAAAUCUAUGAAUCACCAGGCAGAAAUUGAGUUAGGCUGUUUGAGGAUCCACUGAUGCAUUUGUCCUAGGAAUAUGAAUAAAGUGUAGGUAGGGGUUCUUUUCCUAUGAUGGAAAAGAAAUUUAGACCAGAGCGUACAUACUUUUUAAAAUAAAAACUCACAAUAACUUAAUGACAUGAGUUUGCACCUUGUUAUUAUUCUCCAUCACCUCCACCUCUCCCCAAAAACUGCUGAAAAUAAUUGUUCCACAGUAAUACAUGUUAAUUGUGUUUUAAAUUGUUCAUAGUUUACUGGUAAAUCCUUAUCUAAAUUACCAACUCAAAUCUAUCAAGAACAGAUCUAUUUCUAACAACCUCAUGCCAAAUAGCUAUAGUUGUAACUCUGUGUAAGAGCCAGUUAUUGACUAAAAUAUGCCAGAUGGUUAAUAAGCCACACCUGCCUUAA